This is a messenger RNA of Hemicordylus capensis (graceful crag lizard), 1673 nucleotides long. Its product is annotated as zinc finger protein 501-like. The record is from RefSeq and is a predicted model, not a curated record. Gene Ontology annotation, molecular function: DNA-binding transcription factor activity, RNA polymerase II-specific; RNA polymerase II cis-regulatory region sequence-specific DNA binding. Bases 1 to 1536 code for a protein of 511 amino acids. NCBI's taxonomy places the organism in Eukaryota, Metazoa, Chordata, Lepidosauria, Squamata, Cordylidae. The transcript has 4 exons. Gene Ontology annotation, biological process: regulation of transcription by RNA polymerase II.
AUGCAGGCGGGGGGGGGGAGCGGGAUCCUCCACCUGCCAUGGGGCGUGGCGGGGGAGAGGCGGCACCCUGCCAACCUCUUGGACACCGGCGGCCUCCCUCUGCCUGGCCGCAGGAUACAGGCUCGCAAACGCUCUUCCGCAGUUCCCGCUGACCCUCGCCUGGCUGGCCCCACCACCACGGCUGUCAGCCCCGGCAAUGGAAGGCGGAUUGGCCUGGGAGCACUGGGCAUGUUAGCCAACAUGGCCACUGAUCCCCUGCAGGCAGAGAAGGCUCUGUCAGACACCAGGCAGAGGCUGCUUUUCAGGGGGAUCGUGCGGGGGGAGGAGGAGGAUGGAGGAACCACCUCACUGGGCUGUGAAAUGUCCCUGAAUGUUCUUUCUAGGCCUUCUCCUCUUGUUGGUGGAGAGGAAGGUGUUGCUGUGCAGUCACUGGAUCAGUGCACAUCACAGCAUCUAUACCAGAGUCAAAGCAUAUCAAUACACAGUGUGUGGGAACAGCUUCAGAAACAUCAAAAAACCCAAAAGGGGGAUAAACUGUGCUUGCAGUUUGGAAAGAGAUUCAGUAGUGACACUGCCCUUGCUGUCCAUCAUUGCGUCUGCCAAGGAGAUACAUGCUCUAAAUACAGAAAGAGCUUCAAUGGCAGAGAUGAGCUUCCUUCCCAUCAAAGUUGCCACACAGGAGAGAAACUCUAUACAUGCUCAGAGUGUGGAAAGAACUUCGGUUGGAAGUCACACCUUUCUGCCCAUCAAAGAAUCCACACAGGGGAGAAACCAUAUACAUGCUCCGAGUGUGGAAAGAGCUUCAGUCAGAAGAGCAGUCUUUCUACCCAUCAAAGAAUCCACACAGGGGAGAAACCAUAUGCAUGCUCAGAGUGUGGAAGGAGGUUCAGACAGAAGGCUCAGCUUAAUAGCCAUCAAAGACUCCACACAGAAGAGAAACCAUAUGUGUGCUCAAAGUGUGCAAAGAGUUUCAGUCGGAAGGACCUUCUCUAUGACCAUCAAAGAAUCCACACAGGGGAGAAACCAUAUACAUGCUCAGAGUGUGGAAAGAGUUUCAGUCAGAAGGCCCUUCUCUAUGGCCAUCAAAGACUACACACAGGGGAGAAACCAUAUAUGUCCUCAGAGUGUGGAAAGAGCUUCAGUCACAAGGGCAGUCUUUCUGCCCAUCAAAGUUUACACACAGGGGAGAAACAAUACACAUGUUCAGAGUGUGGAAAGAGCUUUAGCUGGAAGUCAAGCCUUUCUUCCCAUCAAGGAAUUCACACAGGAGAGAAACCAUAUACGUGCUCAGAGUGUGGAAAGAGCUUCAGACGGAAGGCCAGUCUUUCUGCCCAUCAAAGAAUCCACACAGGGGAGAAACCUUAUAUGUGCUCAGAGUGUGGAAAGAGCUUCAGACAGAAGGAUAAACUUUUUGUCCAUCAAAGAAUCCACACAAGUGAGAAGCCUUAUAUGUGCUCAGAGUGUGGAAAGAGCUUCAGACAGAAGGAUAAACUUUCUGCCCAUCAAAGAAUCCACGCAGGAGAGUGUAGUGAGUAGCCUGCCAGCACUGAUGGAGUUAACAGGAAAAGAACCCAUGACCUUCAUUGACAGACUGGCAACCCUGGGGCCUGACCAAUCAACCAGGCAGGCAGGACUAGAGGGUAAGGAUGUGCAGGAACCAGUUUGGCUGUCCU